Molecule: messenger RNA, 984 nt
Organism: Letharia columbiana
Lineage: Eukaryota; Fungi; Ascomycota; Lecanoromycetes; Lecanorales; Parmeliaceae
Exons: 1
Coding region: 1-984 (327 amino acids)
Biological process (GO): secondary metabolic process
Cellular component (GO): cytoplasm; cytosol
Molecular function (GO): carboxy-lyase activity; hydrolase activity
Source: RefSeq, a predicted model, not a curated record
AUGGCCAAGAGUGGACCUUUGAUUACUCUCGAAGAGCACUUCUUCUCCGAAACCACUCGUGCAUGGGCCUCUGAUGCAGCUCCGACCGCUAUCCAACACUUUCCUCCUCCAAUCACCACCAAGCUAUCGAAUCUCGGUGAUGAACGACUCAAAGACAUGGACGCUGGCUCGGUGACUCUGCAGGUGAUAUCCCACGGCCCCACGAACGGCUCGGCGCCCAGCGAGAUCUGCCGCAAAGCCAACGAUGAGCUCAAGUCCGCGGUGGAAGGGAGCAAAGGGCGCUUUGCGGGCUUCGCCAUGGUUCCCAUGAACGAGCCUGCCGCUGCCGCCGAGGAAUUGGAGCGUUGUGUCAAGACCCUGGGAUUCGUGGGGGCGCUGGUCAACAACCAUGAGAAAGGUCGCUUUUACGAUGACACUUUCUUCUGGCCCGUCUUUUCCCAAUGCCAAGCCCUCGACGUGCCCAUCUAUCUGCACCCGACAAUCCCGGGCCCGGCAAUGGCGAAAGGCUCCGGCAACUAUCCCGAGAUCGUAGCGCAAGGUCUCGACAGCUACUGCUGGGGCUGGCAUUCGGAAACCGGGGUGCACAUACUGCGCCUCUUUGCCAGCGGCUUGUUCGACAAGUAUCCCACGCUGAAGAUCAUCAUUGGACACAUGGGCGAGAUGCUGCCGUACAUGCUAGAUCGCAUCAUACGCUUCGCCAAGAAGCAAUGGCCGGAGCGGCAGCGAGAUCUACAGACCGUGUGGGAUCAGAACAUCUAUAUCACCACCGCUGGCAUGUUUUCUGUGCCCCCUAUGGCGUGUCUGCUGAGAGUCUGUAAGAUUGAGCACAUUCUCUACAGCGUUGACUAUCCAUUCUCGAGCAACGAGGAAGGGAAAGACUUUAUGGAUGAACUUGGGAGGAGUGGGCUAUGUUCGAACGAGGAGAUGGACAAGGUUGCCUAUGGAAACGCGCAGGAGUUGCUUGGUGUUAAGGCUAUGCAGUAG